UUAAAAACCUACCUAACCUAGUCUUGGUAUAUAAUGAAAACUUGAUUGGCAACUGUGGGCAUUUGCGUUUGCUUUUCUGUGAUAAACGAGCGAGUUGUGUUCGUAGGUGGUAAUAUAAGCCGGUUGGUUAUCUAUUUUCGUUGUUACUAAGUGCUUUUCAAUUGGGAAAAUGACUAAGACAAAAUUCUACUACUUCAACCUGCGUGCUCUGGGUGAGUCAUGUCGCCUCCUGCUGACCUACACCGGCGAGGAGUUUGAAGACAACCGUGUUGCCAUGGAGGAGUGGCAAGAAAUGAAACCAAAAACGGUGUUCGGCCAGCUACCGAUCCUGGAGGUGGAUGGUAAGCAGUACGCGCAAAGCAACGCGAUUUGCCGCUACCUCGGCCGUAAGCACGGUCUCGCCGGUGCCACUCUUGAGGAAGACCUCAUCAUUGACCAGAACGUCGAUUUCCUCAAUGAUAUUAGAACCAAGGCGGCCGCAGUCCAUUACGAGAACGACGAGGCGGUCAAAGCCAAGAAACACGAGGACUUUUCCAAGAACGUCUACCCCGCAAUGCUCAGCAAGCUUGAUGAAAUUAUCAAGCAGAAUAACGGACAUCUCGCACUUGGCAAACUCACUUGGGGUGACUUCGUGUUCGCUGGCAUCUUCUUGUACCUGAAGACUAUGCUGCAGAUGCCCGACUUGGAAGAGAAAUAUCCCAGCUUUAAAAAGCUCUACGACACCAUCUUCUCAUUCCCCAAGAUCCAGGACUACGUGUCCAAAUUGCCAACGCCAGUGUACAACUUUUAACGCACCUAAAACAUUACAACAUACAACAUGAUGUGCGUAAAAGAUUCAUCUAAAAUUUCUAUUAAUCAUUCUACAAUAUCUGAUAGGUCUAUAAAACAUUGUACAACAUCAGACAUAUCUAUAAACCAUUGUACAAUUUCCAACAUGUCUUUUAACGAUUGUACAUCAUCUAACAUGUAUAUUAACCAUUGUACAAUAUCAAAUUUGACCUUAAAUCAUUGUACAAUAUGUAACAUGUUUAUAAACCAUUGUACAAUAUCUCGCAUGACUUUAAACUGUUGUACAAUAACUGAUAUGUCCUUAAACCAUUGUACAACAUCUAAUAUAUAUUUUAACCAGUGUACAACAUGUAACAUGUCUGUAACAAAUUGUACAACAUCUCUGACAUGUCUGUUAACUAAUGUACAAUGACUUUAACUGUAUUUGCAAGCCGGUGUACACUAUGUUACCCAGUGUACAAUAUGUAACAUGUCUGUAAACAAAUGUUGAACACAAGUUAUAUAAUACAAUUAGUGUAACAUAUAUGCUUUGAAAACAAUGGUGCAUAAAUAUAAUAUGUCGUAAGAAAGAAUUCCAUUAUUCGUUGUCUUAAUAAUUUUAUCUUUGAAUUACAAAGUGCCUUACAUGUUGCAUUAUUAUUUGAUUUUAUUCAAUAUUUUUAGUUUAAAGAAAUGCACAAAAUAUAAAAUGUGUUUUCUAUAUUUUCGAAUAAUAAACAAUUGUAUUAC
Papilio xuthus (Asian swallowtail) is the source of this 1518-nucleotide messenger RNA. Lineage: Eukaryota; Metazoa; Arthropoda; Insecta; Lepidoptera; Papilionidae. The record is from RefSeq and is a predicted model, not a curated record.